Messenger RNA from Monosiga brevicollis MX1, 696 nucleotides. RefSeq lists its product as uncharacterized. The record is from RefSeq and is a predicted model, not a curated record. The transcript is spliced from 6 exons. Lineage: Eukaryota; Choanoflagellata; Craspedida; Salpingoecidae. Bases 1 to 696 code for a protein of 231 amino acids.
AUGGCGAAUCACGAAGGACGACUCCGGCGUCGAUUGUUAGCGGCGUUCAAGGACGUGGUGCAAACAGAGUUGGAUAGCUCAGAGAUUGAGGCGGGGGUUGAGUGCUUCUUGGAGCUGAUGCGAGACGCCCCGGAGGAACUAGCCAUCCAUGCGGCAGCUGCACAGGGCACGGAAGCACGCGACACCUGGCUGACCGAGCCGGGCACGCGAUGCUUUGCCAUUCUAUCUGUUGACGGCCAAUAUCACGAAGCCGUUUUGCAAAAGGCUACUCCACACUCGGCUGUCGUGCGUGUUCAGUUUACGGAAUACACGGACGUGGUAGAGGACGUGUCACUGGACGAUGUCAUGCCUGCGCCCGAGGCUGAGGAGCUGGGCGUGUGCGAGCUCUGCGCUCGAAACGUGCCACUGACGCGCCACCAUCUGUAUCCACGCUGCAUGCACGGGAAGCUGGUCAAGACCAUGGACAAGGCUGAACUUAAUCAAGUUGCGUUGUUGUGCCGCUCGUGUCAUUCGGCCGUGCAUCGAUUACAUGGCAAUGCGGAGCUUGCUGCCAGCUAUCACAGCGUGGAAUUAUUGCUGGCGGAUGAGGCGGUACAACGCUGGGUGCUCUACGCUUCAAAGUUGAAGAAGCAAUCGCGCCAGGAGCACGGCUUGCUGGCGGCACGAGCGCGACGGGAUAAGCUGAGUCUGAACUGA